Molecule: messenger RNA, 2901 nt
Organism: Candidozyma duobushaemuli
Lineage: Eukaryota; Fungi; Ascomycota; Pichiomycetes; Serinales; Metschnikowiaceae
Gene: RRN11
Product: Rrn11p
Exons: 2
Coding region: 1-2901 (966 amino acids)
Biological process (GO): nucleolar large rRNA transcription by RNA polymerase I; transcription initiation at RNA polymerase I promoter
Cellular component (GO): RNA polymerase I core factor complex
Molecular function (GO): RNA polymerase I general transcription initiation factor activity; TBP-class protein binding; RNA polymerase I core promoter sequence-specific DNA binding
Source: RefSeq, a predicted model, not a curated record
AUGUUUGAAGACAUCGUACGCCACAGCAAGUACAGACAAGCUGGGCUCAAGCGGUCUCGAUAUGAACGUCUUGUUGAUCUUCAGGUCCGGAAAAACCUCGUUGAAGAGGUGGAGAGGCUCCGUGGGUCUGUUUUGGACCCUGCCUCCAGAAAAGAGCUUCUACGGCGUGCAUCAGAUAUCAUCAAAAGCCGGUCGCUACCAGAGGAGACUUACGAGUUUUGGCAUUCUGGGAAGCUGGGCGAGACGCCCUUGAUCGAGGAACUUUUGGCUGAGGCUGCAGAAUUGGAGAAACACGCUAGUGCUGAUAUCAACAAUGAAACAAACAACACAAACGACGUCGAGAGCGACAAUAGCGACGAUGAGAGCGAUAGCCUGGACUCGGACUCUGAAAGCGAAGAAAUUGAAGAUCUUGAAGAGGAUGUGGAAGAGCAGGUCAUGGACGACGAGGUUCAUCCAGAUACCCUCUAUGCUGUUAGGAAGCUCAAGAAAUGGGAAAGCGGGUUGGAUACAGCCCGCUCCGGGAAUGGAAUUCCCGGGCUUCACGAUGAAAGACAGUCUGUGGUGAAAAGCCAUAUAACUAAUCUCCUGAACCUUCUACAUGUCAACAUCCUUCGACAGCACUGGGACCUCGCGUACAGGGCCUUUUCGCUCCUUCUCCGCUUUGACUACGUUGAUCUUCGUGCUAUUUGGCCCUUGGGUGUCGAAAUCUUGACCAGACGUAAGGAAGAAAUGGUCAGACAAAACACCGGCUCCAGACUCGAGCUCUUGAAGUGCAGGCGCUUCUUGGAAUGGUUGGAGCUCGUGUAUCCUGUUUUGCCUAGUGUUCUUUUGACCACUCAGUCUCGUGUGGGGCCUGUUUUUCGUGCUGGUUCCAGAAGACAUGCUCCAGCUUAUGUGGCAGCAGGACUCUGGCAGCUCUUGGUGGAGAAACAGUAUGUGAAACUCCGAGAGUCUCUAGAUGAAUUGCUUCUCGUUCCACCGUAUUCUAUUGAUGGCGGCUUCUUCUACAUCCAAGCCUUGUGUUGUCUUUGUGAGAACAUUCAUUUGGCUGACAUAUACGUGCAUUUUGACACCAGAGGUUUCCCUGUUGACGCCGAUAUCGGUGACUUAGCAGAAGACAUGAUGCUCCUCGGUUCCAAAGAAACCAUCCAGGCCCGUGUAUUGAGUAAUAUCUCAAAAAUAGAGGAGCUGAUAACCUCUUGCGAGUCGCUCGGCUUUGAGUAUGCCAAAUGGGACUUCGACGCCCAAAUGAAAAGAGUCAAGGGCUACAUGGAGGGCGCCAUUCUGACCUUGAUUCCCGAGAAGGCGGUUUCUCCAGAGGCUCCAGAAAGCCUUGGAUUUUCCUUUCUACAUGGCAAGAUCGAACGAGCACCAACGGGUCCUCAUACCAUUGCUCAGGAACAUUUAUCAAGAUUCACAACGUCCAAUUCUAGAAAGUCAUGGGUGUGGAAUUGGUUCACGAAAAACGAUGAAGCAACCGCUCGUUGUUUGAAGUGCCUGGAGGAAGUCCAAAAAAGCUCUGGUGGCUCCACGAAACAAUUUAUGAAACAUUUGCGGAAACACGGAAUCAAUGAUCGUACCAUGUACAAUGAGUUUAUACAAUUGAGGAGCGAGGAGCCCGUGAAGAAGAAGCCAAGGAAGAGACAAGUUGCCAAAGCGGGUUCAAAGCCCACGAAGCGUUCCAACAAAGAGGUUGAGCAAACCAGAGCCACUCAAGGAAUACCCUCACCUCCAGCUACAGCAGGCGACUUGGUCACCAAAGAGCCUCCAGAAAAAAGAAGAAAAGUUCCCUUGGCAGUUCGUCCAAGUGCUCCUUCUCGCACGCCACAAGCAUCAGAUUCUGCUCGUCAAACAGCUGAGCCAGAUACGUUUUCAAAUCCUCCAGAUUCGCCACCAAGAUCCGAAUUGCGUCAUUCGCCAGCGCCUUCGAUCAAAGAUGAACAAUCCCCUAUUGCAUCCCCGGCACCAGUUGCUGAUCCUCAUCAAGACGAAAAUCAAAAUGAUAUUGCAUCUCCCACUCCGCUGGAUAGUAACCAGCAGGACAGAGACACAUCUGAGAGACAAAUGCCAAAUGAGUCUUUGGAAAAAGACGCUUCGGUGGCUAGUGAUAGAGCAUCUACAGUAUCACGUCCCGAUGAGUCAGAGCAUGUGGAAGAACCAGCCCAAGCAAAUGACUCCAUGCUGCAAAGUCAUUCAGAUAAGUCUGGUCUUGAUAGACCACUCAGUGAUUCUAUUCCGCAAGGUCCACCAGAAACACCAAGACUUCCAGAUAACCCUGACUUAGCGAUAGCUGUCAAAGAAGAAAUCCUCGAUGAGCUCAAUUGUGAGCUUCUUGCAGGUGUCGAAGCAGCUCAAACUCCUGUUGGACCUCAGCUUUCAUCGCCAGCCCCGCAAACACCACCUCCAGGUCCGUUUUCACCAGAACCAGACUCGCCAGAGUCUCAAAAUUUCAUGAGCGCAAAAAGAAAGCCGGUUCGUCGCCAGUCCAAUUUCUCGCCUGAGAGUACCUUCACUGAGUCUCAAGGCGAUGCUGAUAUGAGUAUUCGUUUUAGAGAGUUCGCUGUGCAGACCAAAGACCCAUUUCGUGUUGAUCGAAGCAUUCUUGAGGAUACUGAGGAGGAACAGACAAUCCAGCUGCCUACUCAGCACUUUGAUGAUAUCCCAGACACAUUGAGGUUUGGAGAAGAAUCGCCUGAAACGAACAAGGACACCUCUGAGAGAGCUGGCAUCAAAAGCGAGGAUGAAGACUCCCCAAAUGAGCAGCACAGUCUCGAAUCCCAAUCAUCAGCUUCUGAAUACGGAGACGCUCAAUCCAGGUUUAACAGUGCAAGGAGAGCUCCCGAAUCACCGAACGACUCAUCUGAAGAAACUCAAUUUUUCAGUUUCCAGGACACAGCAUAG